CGCCAUGUCUCUUACCGUCGCUCCUCAAACCAAGACCAUCCACAAUGCCGCAUAUCCCGCCAUUUCAGCCUCCCGCCCAGAGCUCUCCCAAAAAGGCCGCGUCGUCUACGUGACAGGAGGCUCCGCAGGCAUCGGCCUCGCCAUCUGCCACGCCUUUGCCGACGCCCAAGCCGCCACCGUCAUCCUCACCGGUCGUCGCGAAGCUGCUCUGAGCGAGGCCGUCGAUGCCCUCUCCAAGGAGCACCCAAAGACCAAGUUCAUCGGCCAGGUCCUUGACGCCGCUGAUCGUCCGGCCACGGAAAUGGCCUGGGCUCAGCUUGAGAAGGAUGGAAUUCUCGUGGAUGUCUUAGUCUUGAAUGCCGCCUUUGUGACGUACAGACAGGCAUCCCUGGUUGAGCUUCCAUAUGAUGAGGGAUGGCCUAGCUGGGUGACCAACGUUGGAGCCAACUAUGACCUUAUCCAACGGUUCUACCACCAGAAGAAUCGUUCGCUCGUCAACCUCUCAACCAUGGCUAUUCACGCCUUCGAACAAGUCAGAAUGUUCCCCGCUUACUGCGCCUCAAAGAACGCCGGCACUCUUCUCGUCCAGCUCUUCGCCCAGGACGUUUCCCCGGACGACAUGCAGGUGCUGAGCUUCCACCCAGGGGCAAUCUGGACGGACGGGGUGAAGAAGAGUGGUGUUCCCAAGGAGGCUUUCGCAUGGGAUGAUGAGACGCUUGCAUCGAAUUAUGCCGUUUGGGCGGCCUCAGACGAGGCCAAGUUCCUCCAUGGACGAUUCACAUGGGCGGCCUGGGAUGUGGAAGAGCUUCAGAGCGAAGAGUUCAAAAAGAGGCUUGAGGAGAAGCCGACGUACCUCCAGGUUGGAGUCGUUGGUCUUUCAUAA
Messenger RNA from Trichoderma citrinoviride, 883 nucleotides. RefSeq names its product NAD(P)-binding protein. Gene Ontology annotation, molecular function: oxidoreductase activity. NCBI's taxonomy places the organism in Eukaryota, Fungi, Ascomycota, Sordariomycetes, Hypocreales, Hypocreaceae. Bases 5 to 883 code for a protein of 292 amino acids. The transcript is spliced from 3 exons. The record is from RefSeq and is a predicted model, not a curated record. Gene Ontology annotation, cellular component: cytosol.